CCCGCUUCAUUCCUGCGUUGUUUAGGAACACUAGGAAGAUGGCGGCGGCCCCGCUGUACUGUGUCUGCCGGCAGCCCUACGAUGUAAGCCGGUUUAUGAUCGAGUGCGACAUCUGUAAAGACUGGUUUCACGGCAGCUGUGUGCAGGUAGAAGAGCAUCAUGCUGUGGAUAUCGAUGUUUACCACUGUCCCAACUGUGAUGUCGUACACGGACCCUCCCAGAUGAAAAAGCGCAACAAUGGCCACAGGCACGACUAUACAGAGCCAGACGAUGGAUCGAAGCCGGUGCAGGCUGGCACUCGAGUGUUUGUCCAGGAGCUCCAGAACAGGACCUUCGCCAGUGGUGAGGAGAUCAUGAUGCACAUGAAGGGCGAGCAGGUGACAACCAGGUACCUGGAGAGGCACGGCUUCAACUACCCCAUAGCGGUCACAGAGAUGGAGGGCCUGGGACUCAAACUACCAGUCUCUACUUUCUCUGUCAAAGAUGUGGAGCAGUAUGUCGGUGGCGACAAAAUCAUCGAUGUGAUAGAUGUGGCACGGCAGGCGGACAGCAAGAUGAAGCUCAGCGAGUUUAUCAAGUAUUACACCAACCCACAUCGACCCAAAGUCCUCAACCUCAUCAGCCUGGAGUUCUCUGACACUAAGAUGUCAGAGUUGGUGGAGGUUCCUGACGUGGCUCGUAAGAUGUCCUGGGUAGAGAACUACUGGCCGGACGACUCCUUCUUCCCCAAGCCCUUUGUCCAGAAGUACUGCCUUAUGGGGGUUAAGGACAGCUACACAGAUUUCCACAUAGACUUCGGAGGAACCUCUGUCUGGUACCAUGUUCUCUGGGGUGAGAAGAUCUUCUACUUGAUCAAGCCCACUCCCGCCAACCUUGCACUAUAUGAGGUAUGGAGCUCCUCGCCCAAUCAGAGCGAAUUGUUCUUUGGGGACAAAGUGGAGAAGUGCUACAAGUGUGUUGUGCCCCAAGGAACCACCCUGCUCAUCCCUACAGGCUGGAUCCAUGCUGUUCUCACCUCUCAGGAUUGCAUGGCAUUUGGAGGGAACUUCCUUCACAACCUCAAUAUUGGCAUGCAGCUCAGGUGUUAUGAAAUGGAGCGCCGCCUGAAAACCCCAGACCUCUUUAAGUUUCCGUACUUCGAGGCCAUCUGUUGGUAUGUGGCCAAGAACCUCUUGGAAACGCUAAAAGAGCUACGAGAGGACAACUGUCCACCACCAACCUACCUAGUGGAGGGAGUCAAGGCUUUAAUCAGUGCACUGAGGACCUGGUUGAAAAGAGAGGUGACUGAGCCCACCAGUGAAGUACCAGACCAUAUCAGGCCUAAUCAUCUCAUUAAAGAGCUGACCAAGGAAAUCCGCUACCUGGAGGAGGAACCAGUCAGUGGUAGCAAGCCAGUGAAGUCUCAGGGAAGUGGGUGUGGAUUUCCAUCUGGAUCAAAUGCCUGCCCGGCUACUCGUGCUACGCUGGAGAAGCUGUCCCAGGCCCGCCAGGCGAGAAGGGCCGCCAGGCGGCUGAGGGAGCAGCAGCGGCAGACCCCUAAAGUGCCCUCCAACUUGGACAUCUUAGAGCAGCACACCCGGGAGGUGCUAAGGAGGCUGGAGGUGGGGCCGCUCGAGGAGGAUGCGGCGUUCUGUGCCAAGGUUCGCGGGAAGCUCAACAAAGUGUCAACUGCAUCCGCAGCUGCAGAGACUUUAGAGGAGAACCACCUACGGCUAAUGCUGGUCAACGGCAGAAUUAUCAGAGAUAUGAGGCGGCCAGGCAGCAGCCCGGUAAAGACGGAGGGUGAGCGGUCAUCUCUUGGCCCACCAAAGAGUUGUGUGGACGUCAAGUCGGAGAGGACGCGGCACAGUCAAGAGCAGCACAGCACAGUUGAGAAACUCACACUCUUCAGUGGUCUGGAGAGGGUGAAGACUGAACUCAGGGAAGAAGUCUCAGGACACGCCAGUGUGUCAGACGUGGAUUUAGACAGUGACUCUCCCACAGAGCGUAAAGCAUCAUUGUCGUCAUCGUCGUCGUCGUCGUCGUCCUCUUCUGACGAGGAUUCAGGGAGUUCGCAGGAGGAAGAGGAGGACGAGGAGAAGAAGGGCUUAUAUCAGCAGAGAGGCUCAGGGCACACCAUAGAGCUGGACCAGUCUGGCCAGAAACUCAGGCACAAACACAAACCACUCAAACGAGAACGUCCUACCUCACCCAGCACAGAAGAGGCCAUUCAGGGGAUGCUAUCUAUGGCUGGUCUGCUGUGCUCCUCCAAGCCGGAGAAGGUAGCCUCGUCCCAGGAGCCCUGGUGGUCCAGCUCCAGCCAGUGCUCGCCACUGGAGCAGAGGGAGGAGGCGCAGCACCAGCACCGACUGCAGGGGGACAAGAGCCCGAUGGACAGCCAGGGCAACAGCAGCGAGGCCUGGGACAAUCAGGGGCUCCCUAGCCCUCUCAGCCGAAGCCACGGCAGCAGCCCAGAGACAGACUACCAGUACUGUGACCCCUCAAUGUCUCCACCCCACCCCUCCAAGAGGCACGCCCCCAACCCCCCACCUAUCAGCAAUCAGGCCACGAAAGGCAAGCGGCCCAAAAAAGGAAUGGCCACAGCCAAGCAGAGACUGGGGAAGAUCCUAAAACUCAACAGACAUAAUCGCGUCUUUGUGUAACACUCCAAAUCUUCAAAAGCAAAAUGAUGCAUGGGGACAUUUUCUUGAAGACAAAAAAAAAGGAAACAUUGGCGUAUUUGUUACGCCAAUGACACUUUUUGUGCUGUGGAAAUGGAGAAAGAGAAAAAAAAAACGAACACACUGCCUGGAGACUAACUGAUUGAAUCUUGACACGUAAAACACGCUCACUGUGCAUGCUUAGGAGACAGGGUAUUGGAUAUGAAAUGAGCAAGUGCACGACUUCACCACACAAGCACACUAAGAACAAAAACAGAAAGGAGCUACAGGAAGCAGAGAGGGACAAGCAUGUCAUAAAAUGUUCUGCUGCAGGGAAAGGUGGAUUGAAGCUCCUGCGGGCAUUCAAAUGGACAAAGGAGAUGUAGGAGGUAUACCAAACAAACAACAAAAUGACUUGCUUUGCUGGGAAGCAGCUUCCGAUGCCAAGAUCAUCUGCAUCACAUCUUGAUAUUUACUCUCUCUGCUGAACGAACCCCCCCCGCACAACAUUCACUUGCUUCAUGUCUAUCUGAGACAAACUGAACAUGAUGGAGGAGCAGAUGCAACUGAGCUGUACAUCUCGAGCAGGGUCUUUUUCCCCCUCUGGCUCGGAAGAUGGAGACGAGGUGCUAAGGAGGAUGCGGUGAACUGAAAUUUCAAAAUGGUGCUUAUUGUUUGUACUUUUCUCCACUCAUGCUUGUCCCUUCCAAGCCCUCAUUCCCCCCCCUUUAUCUUAAUCACACCAGCAAUAAUGACUUUGAGGAGAGAAGAAACGGUGAGAGGCAGCACUUUGGUCCAUUAUUCCCCAAUUCUUCUAUUUGUAAAAAAAAAAAACUAAAUAUGUGCAUUUCAGAAUUGCACAAUUUAGUGCAAAAAAAACCUCUCAAAUCUGCACUAUGUUUAAUAAUUAGAGGGGAGUCUGUGUCUGAGUGAUAAUGGCUAAAGGCAAGCUGCUCAAAGUGCUGCCCCUCUGAAUUUGUUCAAAAUAGGAAUUACGAGUCAUUCGCUCGGUCUAAAAAAACGAUGACAAAUGACUCGCCUGAUAUCCUGCUUAAUUUAUUUCUUGUUUUAUCUGUUGAUUUUUUUUUUUUGUGUUAUUUGUAUGGAUUCUGAAUGAUGUAUUUAUUAAUUGAAAGAUAAUGAUUUUAUUAUAUUUUUACCAUAAAGCCUCAGCUAAUCUAAGGUUUUUUUUUUUUUUUCCUUUUGAUAGGGUUAAUUUUUCUUUUUUUAUCUUUAACGCAUACUUUUUGUAAAUGUGGAUGUUUUUAGAGUUCAUGUGAUCAUCAUUCGUCGAGAACUAAUUUACCUACAGCUCUUUUAUUACCUUCUAUUCUGUCACAACUUUUUAAGCCCCGCUACCCCAGUGAAUAGAUCCUGUGUUGAUUCUUGUCUGUUCUGGUUUCCUCUUCUCCCUACAGUAGCCAGAGGUGUUGGGGCUAUGAGUGAAUGGAAACUAGGUUAGGUUGGGAAAUGUCCGCUUCCAUAUCUACACCUGAGCUUUUUCAACUAGUGCCAGUUACCUUCAAUUAUUUCAAGUAUUCUGAGCCACUGUGGUCGAUCCAUUCAGAAGAAGUGAACGUUUGUAGAACUUCAAUGGGAUGAGUGAGGUUUUUCCGCUUUUUUUUUGUUUGUUUUUUAAGAAUACCAGAUGUGGGUUUUGCUUGGGAUGCGCAGUUCUUCACUCUCAGGGAAUGAUGCCAUGGACAUAACCUUUGAUUAACCACCAGCCACAACAUGGAUGCAGACAGGAUGCUCUCAGCACUCACUCGAGACUUUACAGAUUCACCUCCCGCUUUGGAGAUGCUGAGGUUUGUUAGUAUUUUUUACUGCUCAAAAAAUGAUUUCAUGGUCGUGGUUUUCAAGUUGAAAUAAGCUGUGCUUUAACCAGUCAGUCAUUGUACCUUUUACAAAUUCUGUUAACAUGAACUUGGUAUUGUCCCCCCCAUUGCUUUCUUAUUUUCUUAAAGUGCUCAUAUUAUGCUCAUUUUCAGGUUCAUAGUUGUAUUUAGAGGUUA
This is a messenger RNA of Perca flavescens (yellow perch), 4654 nucleotides long. RefSeq names its product lysine (K)-specific demethylase 7Aa (gene kdm7aa). Lineage: Eukaryota; Metazoa; Chordata; Actinopteri; Perciformes; Percidae. The record is from RefSeq and is a predicted model, not a curated record. The transcript is spliced from 18 exons. Bases 39 to 2642 code for a protein of 867 amino acids.